This is a messenger RNA of Verruconis gallopava, 1321 nucleotides long. RefSeq lists its product as uncharacterized. Gene Ontology annotation, biological process: mitochondrial L-ornithine transmembrane transport. NCBI's taxonomy places the organism in Eukaryota, Fungi, Ascomycota, Dothideomycetes, Venturiales, Sympoventuriaceae. Gene Ontology annotation, molecular function: L-ornithine transmembrane transporter activity. The record is from RefSeq and is a predicted model, not a curated record. The transcript is spliced from 2 exons. Bases 240 to 1235 code for a protein of 331 amino acids.
CGAACACAAAAAAUCCUGCACGCCCUGCAAAAAGUUCUGAGCUACUUAAGCGUACAUCGACACCGGCACGAUGAGCUGACAAGUUUCUUCGUUUAUUUAGCUGCGCACAUCUCUCGCCUGUGCUCCACAUUGGUCCCCGAGUUCGGCCGACAAAGAUCACAUAUACAAUGCGUGUGGUCUAAAGCUACACCGUCACCGCUUCCCACGACCCCAUAUUCGUGUGUGAAUUGUGAACCUUGAUGGAAAUUACCCAGGUUCCUUCUGGAGCUAUUGAUCAAAGAGUGCAAGAUGCGUAUCUCAUGGACGAGGUGACGUCGGCAGGAAAACUGCAAGAGCAAGGCCUCGAGGCGAUAAAAGAUAUUGUCUACGGUUCUACUGCCGGCAUAGUGGGCAAAUUCAUAGAGUAUCCAUUCGACACAGUCAAAGUUCGGCUACAGGCGCAGCCGGAUGGCUUACCUCUGAGGUAUUCGGGUCCACUAGACUGCUUCAAACAGUCUUUCCGUCAAGAUGGAUUUGCCGGCUUGUACAGAGGUAUUAGUGCCCCACUUGUUGGUGCUGCUGUAGAGACGAGUAGUCUAUUCUUCAGUUAUCGUCUUGCUCAAGAUGCUCUACAAGCCACAAUAUUGCCAAAGGUAGAACCUCUUCCUUUGUCCGCCCUAAUUGUUUGUGGAGCAGCCUCUGGUGCCUUCACUUCCAUUCUCCUCACACCUAUCGAACUUGUAAAAUGCAAGAUGCAGGUCCCGGUAGAUUCUGCAUCCGGCAUCACGAGAUUACCCAGCGCAAGCGUCAUUAUAUCCACUGUCUACCGACAUCACGGUAUCUUUGGCUUUUGGCACGGCCAGUUGGGUACUCUGAUCCGCGAGACUGGUGGUUCGGCAGCCUGGUUUGGGAGUUACGAAGGCGUUAAAGCAACUCUCCGAAAAUGGCGCGAACUAAGCCCAAGUGAUUCACUCCCUGUCCAGGAUCAGAUGUUGGCUGGUGCAGCAGCUGGAAUGAGCUACAAUUUCUUAUUCUACCCUGCUGAUACCAUCAAGAGUAGGAUGCAAACAGAAGAGGUCAAAGAGAUAGUGGCCGGGAAUGGAAAGAGGACGUUUUGGGCGGUGGGAACUACCUUAUGGAAGCAACAUGGUUUGAAAGGAUUGUAUAGAGGAUGUGGAAUUACGGUGGGGAGAGCAGCACCGAGCUCUGCGUUCAUUUUCACCAUAUACGAAGCACUGAGGAAAACAUUUGGAUAGCCAACGCUUGACGUCUUGCGACAUUGCGUAACAUAAGGCAGUUUGCCAUCAUCUAUAAUUAAAAAAAAUUCAUAGUUAGUGCUAUA